Messenger RNA from Scomber japonicus (chub mackerel), 1819 nucleotides. RefSeq names its product chitotriosidase-1. Gene Ontology annotation, biological process: chitin catabolic process; carbohydrate metabolic process. The record is from RefSeq and is a predicted model, not a curated record. Bases 86 to 1510 code for a protein of 474 amino acids. Gene Ontology annotation, cellular component: extracellular region. Gene Ontology annotation, molecular function: chitinase activity; chitin binding. Lineage: Eukaryota; Metazoa; Chordata; Actinopteri; Scombriformes; Scombridae. The transcript has 11 exons.
AUUUUGUCAUCAGUAUGAGGAAGCUCCUCAGUGCUCUACUUAAGACAUUUUGGCAGCUGCAAGAGCUCAUUGAAUCACAGCCACCAUGAACAAGCUAAUUGUAAUUGGAGGUCUCUUUCUCUGCUUUGGAAGUUUGGUUUCAUCCACCAGACUGGUGUGUUAUUUCACCAACUGGUCCCAAUAUAGACCUGGCAAUGGGAAGUUUAUGCCUUCAAAUAUUGAACCCAACCUGUGCACCCACCUGAUCUAUGCUUUUGCCGGUAUUAAUGCCGGAAAUGAGUUGAUAAACAUAGAGUGGAAUGAUGAGCAACUCUAUAAAUCUUUCAAUGGACUCAAACAGAGCAAUCCAAAUCUCAAAACACUGUUGGCAGUCGGAGGCUGGAACUUUGGAACACAAAAAUUCACUACUAUGGUAUCGUCACCAGCCAACAGGAAUACAUUUAUUCAAUCUUCUAUUCAAUUCCUGAGAAAACACGGUUUUGAUGGACUUGAUCUGGACUGGGAAUAUCCUGCUGCAAGAGGAAGUCCUCCACAGGACAAGCAGAGAUUCACCACGUUAUGCAAGGAACUCCUACAGGCGUAUGAGGCUGAGGGAAAAGCAUCUGGCCGUCCCAGAUUAAUGAUUUCUGCUGCUGUGUCUGCUGGGAAAGCAACUAUUGAUGCUGGUUAUGAAAUCGCAGAGAUCGCAAAGUACCUGGAUUUUAUUAACGUGAUGACAUAUGACUUUCAUGGCACCUGGGAGAGGGUUACAGGACAUAACAGCCCCUUAUACAACGGAUCCCAAGACACUGGAGACAAUGUUUACUUAAAUACUGACUUUGCCAUGAGGUACUGGCGGGACAAGGGAACACCUGUGGAAAAGCUAAAUAUGGGUUUUGCAACAUAUGGGCGAACAUUUCGACUGUCUACUCAGUCCAGUCAAGUUGGAGCACCAGCCAGUGGUCCCGCUGCUGCUGGUACUUUUACAAGGGAGGCCGGCUUCUGGUCCUAUUAUGAGAUUUGUGGUUUCCUCAAAGGUGCCAGUGUUCAGCGGAUUGAGGAUCAGAAAGUGCCAUAUGCUGUCAAGCAAAAUGAGUGGGUUGGAUAUGACGACAAAACCAGCUAUGAGACUAAGGCUCAGUAUCUAAAGGACAACAGAUUUGGAGGGGCCUUCAUCUGGGCUCUGGAUCUUGAUGACUUUAACGGACAGUUCUGUGGAGAAGGACGCUAUCCUCUCAUCAGCUAUCUCCGUACUCUAGUGGCUUCAGAUCUUCCUCCACUUCCCACUCCAGGCCCCACUCUGGCUCCCGUGAAUCCAUCCACAACCACCAAACCUCCUGGACCUACAAUCGCUCCUCCCACUAAAAGCCCUGAUCCUGAUAACUUCUGUGCUACAAAGGCUGGUGGGCUUUAUGUCAAACCUGAUGACCCAGGUUCUUUUUACAAUUGUGCCAACGGCAUGACCUUCGUCCAACACUGCCCAUCUACUUUAGUCUUUCGAGAAAGCUGCAAAUGUUGUGGUUGGCCAUAAAGGCAAACAUACUACUGUGUGUUUCACAAGCUUCAAUAGCUGUUGUGUGUGUGUUCAGUUCAAUUAAGAAUGUAGUACUGCAGAGAAGGCGGAUUGAACUACUGUUUUUCUAAAAGCAGCAAAUUAAAAUGUAAAUCCUGCAUUAAACAUAUAAUGAUAAUCAUUACAGAAGCUUUGGAUUCUGGGUUUUCUUUCUAUUGCACCACAGCAUGAAGUAUACUUGACUAGAUUUCAUUGUGAUUUAUAAUGCUGUAUAAUAAAAAGAUACAAGUUGCACAUUAAAGGGAACUAAGUAUAUUUCAACAUGGA